AUGACCUUCUUGAGAGGCCUUCUAUGGAUCCUGGCUCUGGGGCACGUCGUACUUGCAGUUCCAUCAGUUCCGAGGAAACACUGCCCAUCCAGAGAGAUCACCAUUCGAAGAGAAUGGGGUGAGAUGCUCCCGGCCGAGCGGAAGAGCUACAUCAAUGCUGUUCUCUGUUUGGCGCAAAAACCACCGCAGUUGCCUACGGCCGAAUAUCCAGGCGUCCGGAGCCGGUUCGAUGACUUUGUCGCGACGCAUAUCAAUUACACUCUCCACGCACACCUUACUGGGUUGUUUUUGCCGUGGCACCGGCGGUUCACCUGGCUUUUUGAAAGGGCGCUCCGGGAUGAGUGCGGAUAUACUGAUUAUCUCCCGUACUGGAACUGGCCACUGUGGGCUGAUAACCUCUCCGCCAGCCCGCUCUUCGACUGCAGCGAGACCUCGCUCUCCGGCGAUGGCGCGUACAAUCCCGACGAGCAACCUCUCUCCGGCGGCAACACUACCAUCCCGCGCGGCACUGGUGGCGACUGCACGCCAUGCGGGCCCUUCAAGGACUUCCAGGUCCACAUGGGCCCCUUCUCGCGCGAACUCACCUCGCUCACGGAGAUCCCCGCUCCUGGCUUCGACUAUAACCCGCGCUGUCUAAACCGCAGCCUCAAUAAUUUCGUUUCCAGUCACUACAACAACGCGAGCCAGGUAACCCGCCUGCUUGAUGCCACCGACAUUGUCGACUUCCAAACCGUCAUGGACCACUGGCCGCCCCGGCCGGACGGCGUCCUGGGCCUCCACGGCGGCGGCCAUUACAGUCUCGGCGCGACCCUUCAAGAUCUGUUCUCCUCGCCGCAGGACCCGGCCUUUAUGCUGCAUCAUGCUAUGAUCGACCGGCUCUGGGCAAUGUGGCAGAACGGCGGCGAGGGCCGCCGCGAUGCGCUCAAUGGCACGAAUGUCAUCCUGAAUCCGCCGUGGGCAGAGCGGGUCACGCUUGACAUGGUAAUGGAGUUUGGGAUCUUGGAUGAGCCGCGACGGGUUCGUGAGGUCAUGGAUCCCUUGGCGGAUGGGUUCUGUUAUGCCUAUUCUUGA
Penicillium macrosclerotiorum is the source of this 1071-nucleotide messenger RNA. RefSeq names its product tyrosinase family protein. The record is from RefSeq and is a predicted model, not a curated record. Gene Ontology annotation, molecular function: oxidoreductase activity. NCBI's taxonomy places the organism in Eukaryota, Fungi, Ascomycota, Eurotiomycetes, Eurotiales, Aspergillaceae. The transcript is spliced from 4 exons. The coding region runs from base 1 to 1071 and encodes 356 amino acids.